This is a messenger RNA of Gastrolobium bilobum, 795 nucleotides long. RefSeq lists its product as uncharacterized. The transcript has a single exon. The coding region runs from base 213 to 686 and encodes 157 amino acids. NCBI's taxonomy places the organism in Eukaryota, Viridiplantae, Streptophyta, Magnoliopsida, Fabales, Fabaceae. The record is from RefSeq and is a predicted model, not a curated record.
UGCUAUGAAAAAGUCCAAUUUCAGGCACAGCUCACGGUUUCACACAUAGCUUGUUGCUUGCAACUACAAAAUCCACUUUCUCUCCCAAACCCAACUAUCUCCCGUAACAAACUUCUUCGGAUAAUUUAGUUAUCAACUUCUCUGAUCAACCCUAUUUGUUCUAAUCACGAUAAGCCUAAAGCCAUAUUGAGAAUUAUUCAUUGUAAUUGAAGAUGAGGAGCAAGGGACAUAGCCAGAGCAUGUUUUUGAGGAUCGUGGCUUCACCAAUUAGAUUUCUGAGCAAAGCAAGGGACAUGUACGUCAAAAGCAUAACAAACUGCGGUCAAAACAUGAGCUAUGGCAACCCAAUGGACGAUGCUGGAAGAUUCUCUACUUUGUCGAGAAGCCACAGCGCAGCCACAUCAAGGAGGUCUGAGGUUAACGAGGAUUUCGCAGAGCUCGUGAGAGCAGCAUCUGCUAGGACUUUGGUAAAUAGAAUUGACAUGGAUUUGGUUCUAAAAGAACAACAACACGUGCUGUCUAAUUUCGAUUCAAAAAGGUUGCCUAAGUCCACCAGUGUUGGAAUGGCUCGGAUUGACGAGGAGGAUAUGCCUUCUGAUUUGUCGGAAGGGGGUGUUGCUUUUGUGCCAGGCUCCUACCCAAGAAGUAAAAGCUACGCUGUUGGAAAGGGAAAUGUUGUUUUCUGAACCAUCUUAGGAAUGCUUUGUUAAGUUUUGGUAGAGAGAUUGAGAUUUGUAAGAAUCCUUUCUUUCUUUCUUCUUGUGUUUUGGAUAUUUGCAUUCUUCAUUCUGUUUA